AAUGCGGCCAAGGCUGGACAGGCGGCCCCCUCCGUAGGAGCGCAUAGUCGAGCCUUGGGGAUUCAAAAACCUGGCUGGAAGGGGCUGCCCAGAGAAGUGGUGGGACCUCCCUCCUUGGAGGGUUUGAAGAUCUGGCUGGACAAAGCCGUGGUUGGGGCUGGUCCUGCUUUGAGCAGUUGGACGAGAUGAGAUCUGAGGUCGCUUCCACCCCCACUUUCUAUGAUUCCCCUUCUGGGCCCUUCCACAGCUGUGGGAGCCAAAUCUGCCAGCUGGUAGGCCACAAAUGGAUGCCUGCUUUGAAUCCAGCUGGAGGGCUCAGACCCCGUUGUCCUCUGUGCAGUACUGGAGAAGUCUCCGUGUGGGUGCUUCGGCUCCGAACCGUCCCAGCUCGCUGACCCCAGCUGUCUUUCCUGCCCAGGUGCAGGGGGGCUGGAUCUGAUGAUCUGUAAGACCGUUUCCAGCCCCUGACAACUAUGAAAGGAUGAAGUGAUGGCUGUAAGGUUCAGGUGUAACACAUGCCAGUUUGGGUGCUCCUCCCCCCAAGCAGUUUCUGCACUGGUGAGGCCAUAUCUGGAGUAUGGUGUCCAGUUUGGGGGUCCCACACUACUGACAGGAUGUGGACAGAUUGAAGAGAGUCCAGCAGAGGGCAACAGAAGUGGUUACAGGGCUGGGGAACAGGACUUAAUGAGGAGAGGCUGAGGGAAGUGGGUUUGUUUAGUCUGAAGAAGAAAAGACUGAGGGGGAUUGAAGAGCAGCCUUUACCUUUCAGGCAGUUGGUUACCAAGAGGACAGAGCUAAACUGUUCUCAGUGGUGGCAGAUGACAGAACAAGGAGUAACGGUCUCCAGUUGCAGCAAGGGAAGCUUAGGUUGGAUGUUAGGAAAAACGUUUUCAUUAGUAAAGGGUAGUCCAGCACUGGAACGGGUUACCCAGAGAGAUGGGGGAAUCUCCAUCCUUGGAGGUUUUUAAGACCUUGGCUCGACAAAGCCUUGCCUGGGAUGGUCUAGAUGAGGAUGGUCCUGGUUUGAGCAGGGGGUUGGACUAGAUGACCUUCUGAGGUGCUUUACAAUUUUCUAUGAUUUUAUGGAUUAACCAGGGGGGUAUUUGUAUUUAGCCCUAGGCUCUCAGGGCCACCUAUACACAUGCUGGAGCAGGGAGGGGGUGUUGUUUGACGAGCUUUAGUUAAAGCACCCUGGCCCCAGUUUGAAACAUGGAUGCUGAAUACAUGAGAGCCUGCAGCAUGCUGGAGUGUUCUGAUUAGAUUAAAUUGAGUCUGCUCCAAUGUGUUCUAACUGGAAUGAGCACAUGGUGCCUUCCAGUCACUGAAUUAAACCACUGACAUGUGACGUGACCACGAGGUAAACCAGUGACACUAAUGGCAACCUCGGUUGUAAGGCAGAUUUUGUUCUUGAAAAUUGACUCUGAAGGGGUCUUGCUGCAUUUGGUGUUCUCUUACAUGCUAAGAUGGGUCACCAUCUUGAAACAAAACCCAAGUUGUUAAUGCUGAAGGCACAGGGUAGACUGGCUGAGAACACUAUGGCUCGCUCUGAUUUCUUUUUUAAGCUUGUACGUCUUGUAGGCCCCUCAAAGUGUGAGACUGCAAAGAAAAUGGCCUUCUGAAUGAUCAGGCCUCAAGAAACCAAGCAAGCCUUUGCCCCUAUGUAUAAGAUGGAUGGUGAUAGUUCUACAACAGAUGCUUCUCAGUUAGGAAUUGCAGGAGAGUACAUUGGUGGCAGUCACUAUGUAAUACAGCCUCAUGAUGACACGGAGGACAGCAUGAAUGAUCAUGAAGACACAAAUGGCUCAAAAGAGAGUUUUAGAGAACAAGAUAUAUAUCUUCCAAUUGCAAAUGUGGCAAGGAUAAUGAAAAAUGCCAUACCUCAGACAGGAAAGAUUGCUAAAGAUGCAAAGGAGUGUGUACAGGAAUGUGUAAGUGAAUUCAUCAGCUUUAUAACAUCUGAAGCAAGUGAGAGGUGUCAUCAAGAGAAACGAAAGACGAUCAAUGGAGAGGAUAUUCUCUUUGCCAUGUCUACGUUGGGAUUUGACAGUUAUGUUGAACCUUUAAAGCUGUAUCUCCAAAAGUUCAGAGAGGCAAUGAAAGGAGAAAAAGGGAUUGCAGGAACAGUUACAACUGCAGAUGGUCUUGGUGAGGAGCUCACAGAGGAAGCAUUUACUAACCAGUUGCCAGCAGGUUUAAUAACUACAGAUGGCCAGCAACAAAAUGUUAUGGUUUAUACAACAUCUUAUCAACAGAUCUCUGGAGUUCAACAAAUUCAGUUCUCAUGAUGUGAAGGCAACUUUGGAUCUGAGAUCAUGAGACAGAAAAGCUGUACAAUUCUAAGGAGACAUGAGUUUAAAAUGACUGGUGAACAGAGAUUUAUCUCUUUGUAUAUUAAUUAACUGUAAUGUAGCUACCUGAGGCUUGACUAAUUGAGGUGUGAAUUCUGACUCAAAUCUUUUUUCAUGAAUGAUUUUAAAAAUUGGAUUUUAAAGGUAUUAAAGUAUUUUUGUUUUGUACAAGAGUUUGUUGCUCUGUAUAACUCCUGUAUGCAUUGUAUAUUGCAAUUUAUUACUGUCAGAGAUUUGUAGACAGUUUCUUAUUUUCAUAUUGAAUCAUGUUACUUUUGUAAUUCAAGUAAACAGCUGGGUUAAUUCAUGCUUACCCUUUGAAUAAAAUACAAGGGUAAAGUUCA
Messenger RNA from Alligator mississippiensis (American alligator), 2692 nucleotides. RefSeq names its product nuclear transcription factor Y subunit beta (gene NFYB). Gene Ontology annotation, molecular function: protein heterodimerization activity; RNA polymerase II cis-regulatory region sequence-specific DNA binding; DNA-binding transcription activator activity, RNA polymerase II-specific. The record is from RefSeq and is a predicted model, not a curated record. Gene Ontology annotation, biological process: regulation of transcription by RNA polymerase II. Bases 1620 to 2285 code for a protein of 221 amino acids. The transcript is spliced from 7 exons. Lineage: Eukaryota; Metazoa; Chordata; Crocodylia; Alligatoridae. Gene Ontology annotation, cellular component: nucleus; CCAAT-binding factor complex.